Messenger RNA from Drosophila eugracilis, 2190 nucleotides. RefSeq lists its product as uncharacterized. Gene Ontology annotation, molecular function: calcium ion binding. The record is from RefSeq and is a predicted model, not a curated record. NCBI's taxonomy places the organism in Eukaryota, Metazoa, Arthropoda, Insecta, Diptera, Drosophilidae. The transcript has 4 exons.
UGGUUUUCAAAACGAAUUCGAACGCUUAAGCGAACGGUUGUGUUUCCUCCCAAGCCCAAAAAAAAAACAAUAUUCAAAAAACAGUAAGAACUGAUACCUCAGAGAAAUCAACAAAAUACGUUACCGAAAAAAAGUGUAAUAAAAUAUACGAUCAAAGAAAACAUUUUUUUGUGGUGCAUCUUCAAAAGAAAACCGGUUGUUAAAUGCGCGCUGCAAUAAAGACAACAGCAAGAGUUAAACAACAAAUACCAUAAAAAAAGCAACGUUGCACAUUUUCUUCAGUGCAUUUCAAACUAUAAGGAGAAGAAUCAAAAAUUGAGGAAAAAUUAAGAAAAGAAUACUUAACCAAAAAACAAAAUGGCAUUCUCGAUUGUAAGCCGUAGCAUUUUGCGCACUUCGAGAGAAAUCCUGGAACGCAACAUGGCCGCAACUGUCGGCGUUUUGCAGCAGACCGCCUCCCCGCCCCCAAAUACGCCCGUUUCGCACAGUGAUUGUCAUCGCUAUUUUUUGGCAACUGGUGGUAAUAUUCAUGGACUAUUGUGGCAUCAAAUGCCAACAUCCAUGGUCCAGGCUGUCCGUCAAUAUUCUAAGAAAUCCGGCGGAGCAACCAAAUUGCGACGUGAGGUGGAAAGUGAUAGCGAUUCCGAUUCGGACGAUGAGUUCGAGCGACGUCGCCAGAAAACGGAUUCCAAACGCAGCGAACGGGGCGACUCAGCCUUCUGGCGUCGAAAAAUGCGUACUCUGCAUCGCAUUUUGGAUGUGAACCACGACGGCGUCGUGUCUUUCGACGACUUCAGUUUGCUGGCCAAACGCUUUAAUGAUCUAGGCCAUUUGACCCCGGAGGUCGCUGCCGAGUUCAACGAUGUGAUCAAACAUACAUGGGAGGAGCAGUUCGGGGAGAUAACCCCAUACAAUCUGGUGACUGCCGAGCAAUUUCUCACCGAUCUGCAUCAUCGUCUUAAUGAUAAAAAGAUGGCCAAGCGCAUCGGUCGCUUCCUGCCCUAUUUGUUUAAGGCUGUGGACUUUGAUCACACUGGCCAUUUAGAUCUCGAACAAUACAAGCUCUUCUUCCGCUGUCUGGGACUAACCGAAGACGAUGCUGCCGUUUCAUUCGCUGUGAUAGACAAGAACGGCGAUGGCCAAUUGUCGCUCAAGGAGUUUGUGCACUUGGGCCGUCAGUUCUUUUUAACCGAGGACGAUACUAAGAUAUCGAAAAUGUUCUGGGGACCGCUGGUGGCUGAUCAUUGACGGGGUGCAGUCACUGCUGUAGAUCACAAAACAUCCAAAACAAUAGCAACAAUAAUCCCACAAAAUUCAUACCACAAUCAAGAUUAUGAAAAUCAACAAGAGAACAGCGACCGAUGCCACAACAUCGGCAAUAAUAACACCAAUGAGCCAAUGCUAAAUACAUUAAAAACGACAACGAUGAUGGCCAAUAAUUAUAAUAAUAAAUUAGUGGCUAAAUCGUUGCCAACUCGCGUGCAGGCGGCAGGCGGCAGUUGGCUAAAUCUACAGCAUGUGGCGCCGCAUAAAUCGGGACCGAUGAUAACUACCAUUACGAAGACAGCCACACCAACCAUGAUCGUCAUAAGGAACAUGAGCAUUUACGACUAUUUACGGGAACAUUUGAGCAGUUCAAAGCGCCAGCGGUCGAACUUUGAACCCCAUCCAUCGCCUAGCAAUUGUCCCGCUUCCAAGUUGCGCAAGCAUAACUUUAGUAACUAUCAAAAGGAACGGGAAAGGGAGCAACGGUAUAAGGAUCAGCAUAAUAACAAUCAUCGAUCCAAGGGCAAACCAUCGAUGGAUGAUUACGAUAUAAGCUUCUUUUUCUACCUAAACUCGUUAAUUUUAUUCACAAUGUCGUGCAGCCGUCAAUCAGCUGCCGAGGGCGAUGACCUAAAGCAUUUUAUAUGCGACCGGAUCCGGAAAUUCGAUCGUCUUAGGCGUAAGGCAAGAAAGCGCCGAAAGCGACGUCCCAAACAGCUAAACGAGGAUCAAAUGCAUCUCUAAACUCGGAAAAAUAAAGCUUAUAAGAUACAUACUUUAACAUAUACACCGGUCACCCUAUUUACUAUAUAAUCGAUAAUUUUUUUGCCUAGUUAAGAGUUAUGUUUAACUGAUAUAUUACACAGCAAGCAUGAUAUAACAGAAUACAACUGAUUUUAAAAUGUACGUUUAAAAAAACCAAAA